Penicillium soppii is the source of this 3666-nucleotide messenger RNA. It is a transcript of the gene rgsC, whose product is annotated as putative intermediate filament protein (Mdm1). The record is from RefSeq and is a predicted model, not a curated record. Lineage: Eukaryota; Fungi; Ascomycota; Eurotiomycetes; Eurotiales; Aspergillaceae. Gene Ontology annotation, molecular function: phosphatidylinositol binding. The transcript has 2 exons. Gene Ontology annotation, cellular component: intracellular membrane-bounded organelle. Bases 1 to 3666 code for a protein of 1221 amino acids.
AUGUCCCUUAGUCGUCGUGACCUAGCUUUAGCAGGCGUCGGCUUAUUUAUUGCCUGGGGCCUCGUGGUUCGCGAGCUGCCGAUUCUCCGAUAUCUAGGAUAUGCCGUGACACUGGGUGCCGUGCUAUCUUCCUUGGGUCUUCUGGGACUUGUCACAUUGACAAUUCGAAAACACAAUGACAAAUACGACACCAAAAACGUUUCUGUGGCUUUCAUAAAACCUGAGCAUUGGCGGAAGGAAGUGCUUAAUGUCCGACGAAGCACUCGAUACCGGGCCCGGCCCCUCUAUCCUCAGUCGUUUGUUGUAUCAGAGGGUAUCGACGAGCUUCUAUCCUUCAUUACACGAGACUUUGUUUCCUCGUGGUACCACAACAUCAGUCCGAGCCCAACAUUCGCAAACGAAGUCGAUCGGACGAUUCGGAUCGCUCUUGAUAACCUACGGGAUAGGUUGAUGGAUGAGGACAUGAUAUCGCUGGUGAUAUCGCGGAUAUUUCCGAUCGUAACUUCGCACUUGAAGGAAUUUGAUGUGGCUGAAAGGUCGGUCCGGGGGCGCAACCUGAAUCGCAAUGUGACCGAGUCCGGCGAGCUAGAUCUGGCAAUCGCGAAGAAGUAUCGCGAAGGCCGUUUACAUCCAGCUGUUUCCCUGUCCCUUUCCGAUCAAAAGGGCGUUCAACAGGAGUAUCUGCGCAAGCUGGCGGUCGGGUUGUUGCCCCAAUUAUUUCCAGGGAGUGUGCUGAACAGUCGAAUUGUGUCAGUCAUGAUUCGUGAAAUCAUUUCGUGCGCUGUGCUUCUUCCAAUAGUCACAGCAUUGUCUGAUCCAGACACAUGGAAUCAAUUAAUGGAAGCCUAUGGUCGUACAGCUCUGCAGGACAGAAAGACCGUACGUAAAUUACGUGCUGCAUUGGACGAGCAUGCAUCGCCUGCGCCCAAAUCCAAGCGCGGACAACCAUUUCCACGACUCUCGGUAACCGAUUCAGAGAGAGCCUUUGAGCGUUUCGUCAGGGCAAUCAGGAAAUGCAAUAAUCUCUCCGAUGCGCGCCGCUUCCGUGCUCUGGUUUCCAGCCAAUUGAAGCAAGAGAGUGCGAUUGAGGGCCAAGAUCAGGUUUACUUGCGGCGAUUGGAAACAGGCAAACGGCUGCUGGACCAAAAAGUGGCCAAACUCGCCAAAACCGGCAAUGAUUCUGAUGUGCCACCAUCUUUGGAUCUCCGACCUGAGAACAUUAGCCCUGCAACGCAUGAAACGUCACUGGUUGACGUGAUGCACAGCGCUUCCGGGUUGUCUUACUUCAUGGAGUUCAUGGACCGCCAAAAGCUAAUGUCCCUUGUCCAGUUUUGGAUUGUCGUAGACGGGUUCCGCAAUCCUCUAGAAGAUGACUUUGGAGAUGAGGCAGCACCCAGCUCAAUCACGUGGCAGCCAGCAGAUAGAAAUGACCUUGCUCUCAUCAGUGAAUCCUAUCUCUCAAAGCCGGAGCUGAAGGUCUCCGACGAGUCUCGCCGAACAGUCAAGGCUUUUUUAAGUGCCGGAAAGCGAGCAACUUCGGAACAGUACCGCAAAGCACGGAUGGUUGUCUUGACUACUCAGUCUACUAUUCUGGAGCAUCUACAAGAGAAGUACUAUCCAAAAUUCAAAGAAUCCGAUCUGUAUUGGAAGUAUAUUGCCUCAGAUGAAGCAUCCGCGACCACACAACCGCUGGCCCGUCAAUCGUCCCCAAUAUCAGUCACCUUUGAAAUUCCGGAGAGACGCGCUCUUCCUCCUUUAUUAUCACGAGCCUCCUCUCAGCCGGGUCUGAGACCUUCAAAGGAUCUUCGGCGAGCUGCAGUUUCAUCGAGUGAUGUCCGGAGCCUGGGAAAAUUAUUUGACGACGAUGAUUCACCACGACGAUCCAUAGAUUCAGAACGAUCUGGUCUUUUUGACGACGACUAUGAUACAGACAACCUGGCUACAUCUACCCAUAGUUUGGGUAAAGAUUCUCAAAAUGGAGAGAAUGAAACCAGUCAAAGCCAAGUCCUCGAAACCAUGGAGGCAGCGCUCAAUGAUAUCAUUACCAGCGAGCCUAAGAACGGCAAACUUGAAGACCUCAAAGGAGAUUCUUCUGGGCUGUUUGGACCGGAGCGACCUGAUACUGCACGCAAAUUGUCCGAGACUUCUCAGGUAGACAAUCGUGGCAAUGAAAAGAUGAGGAAAAGCAUUGCGUCACUCGGUCUGGUCGGCCAAGGAUCACGAAAUGGUGUAUUUGAUGAUGAAUUAUUCCCGGAUCAACAGAAGUUCAUUGAGGAUGAAUAUGAAGAACCGGAAGGAGCCGAUGAAAAGGAUUUAGCAGAUGAAGUGCAUGAAGCCGCCCCGGGUGACCUUGGUCUGACAGAGGCAAUUGAGGCUUUGUCGGUGGAUAUCGACAAGCUUGCAGCUCAGGACGCUGUUGUCGAAGCAUUGACACGCAAAGCUGAGCUGACAAACAACACGGCGGAAUUGCGGAUCCUGCGCAAGUCUAAGGCUAGCAUUCAGCGUGAAAUGCACCGCAAGGAAAUGCAGCGGCAGCAAUAUAUUCUUCAGGAAAGCGAUAACAGUCUCUAUGGACGAUCGACUGUCAGCCUGAAGUCUACAGUUGUAGGCAAGGAGGAGGAUGAUGGCCGUGAAUACGCAAUGUAUGUUGUGGAGGUUCAGAGAAAUGCGGGAGAGCAAAUGCCCGCUGCAUCCUGGGUCGUUGCACGAAGAUACAGCGAGUUUCACGAUCUGCAUCAAAAACUCCGCCAGCGCUAUCCCUCCGUCCGGCAUUUGGAGUUUCCUCGCCGACGCGUCGUCAUGAAGUUACAGAAAGAGUUUCUUCACAAACGACGACUCGCUCUCGAAGCCUACCUGAGAAACCUUCUUCUUCUGCCAGAUGUCUGCCGUAGCCGCGAUCUUCGAGCGUUCUUAUCCCAACGCGCGAUUCUGCCCCACAAAGAGAAUUCCCGCGACAGCGAAAGCGAGUCAAAAGACCUAGUUACCCGAAUCUACAACUCCGUCACGGACGGCAUGGACGACUUCCUCGGCAAUUUCGGUGUCUUGGAUCAGCUAUCCACUGCCGGCCAAAAUCUCAUAUCCGCUGCAACACAGCAAGCCGGCAAUGUCACAACGCCAGACAGCAGUCUCGCAACUGAAGACGCAGUAACUGCCGCCGAAGCAGAAGCAGAAUUGAACGCCUUCGAAGACCGUGAACUCGAACCCUUCAUCAAACCCAUCUGUGAUUUCUUCCUUGAAGCCUUCGAGCUAAACCGCGGCAACAAUUGGCUGCGCGGCCGGGCCGUCGUCGUUGUUCUGCACCAGCUCCUUGGCGGCACGAUCGAGCGCAAAGUCCGAGACGGAGCUCGCGGCCUUGUCCAAGAUGAUUCGCUGCUAAAGUACCUUGCUCUCGCUCGUGAUACUAUGUGGCCUGGUGGAGUGCUCCGUAAAGUGCCUCCGCGCUCGGCGGCAGAUCGUCUCAACAGUCGGGCUGAGGCGACUGUGGUUUUGGCUACUCUUAUUCCUGAUCUGGCGGGUAAUGUUGUUGGUAGAGCGAAUGCUCAAGCUGCUGCAAGGCGCAUUUUCGCAACGCUCAACAAUCAGCAUCUUAACACCCAUUUGAUCUUCACUAUUAUUGAUGAGAUCUUUUUAGUUCUCUUCGGUAUGCCGUCUGGGCGUGCUCGUUGA